CCCCUUUUCAAUAUGGCUGCCGUAUCUACACUCUCCAGUAACGCUCCGAUUGGAUAUUGACUCGACUCUGUAUCUUAAUGCCUCUUAUUUUUUGACUUUAUCAACGAUAUUUAGUAUCAAAUUCAAUCUGAAUCUAUUACUCUCCCUUAUUUUAUUUAAUGCAUUAGCAAACCUUCACCAACCACUACGUCGGGCCUUUUCCCCCAAAACAACCAGGUGCCAACAAUUCGUAUCCAUCAACAAUUUCCAAUGGUUUGACUACACUUUUCCUUUGUUAUUUCUUAAUGAACAAUGUGUGAAAACUGCGCCGAGCUGGUGGAGGUUUUAAAUGAAAUAUCGGAUGCAGACAGCAAUGAGGGCCUACAGCUGAAGAAGGAGCAUGCUUUACGAGUCUUCAGCUACAUCAGCUCAUGGACCCAGAGGCAAUGUCUAUGCUGCUUCAAGGAGUACAAGCACCUGGAGGUGUUCAACCAGCUGGUCUACGCCCUCAUCAACCUGGUCAUCGCUCAGGUCACCAGCCUGAGGGACCGCCUCUGCAGCGCCACCAGCCAACGGGGCGUCACUGACACAGGGGACGGGGCCACAGGUGGCGCGGAGGGGCCCGWGACAGAAUGGGGAGGCGAGGGAGGGGGUGGAAUAACUGGAGUUGGGCCACACCCCCAGCAACCGCCCUCCUCGCCUGUUGAGGACGAGCCGUUGAAUGUGGAGAGGGACUCGGCGGAGGAGGAUGCCGCCGGGGACGCCCCGGAGCAGAACCAGAAUAACAACAACCAGAACCCAGUCCAGGGGACGAGCCAGGCCCAGCAGGAGGCCCCCAAGCCAGAGGAAAGUAGUAGUGGUAUUGGCGCGUCUGAGGCUGGAGCUAGCAGCAGUACGGACAGCCAGGCCCAGGAGGACAUGUUUGACUCGUGGAGCACCGAGGACCGGGAGAAGCUGCUGCUCUGCGCCGCCAAGAUCUUCCAGAUUCAGUUCCCACUGUACACGGCUUACAAACACAACACACACCCCACCAUAGAGGACAUCUCUGCUCAUGAAAGCAAUAUCCUCGGCUCCUUCUGCGACAUGAACGAUGUGGAGGUCCCCUUGCACUUGCUGCGCUAUGUUUGCCUGUUCUGUGGUAAGCACGGUCUGUCGCUCAUGAAGGACUGCUUUGAGUCAGGCACGCCGGAGAGCCUGCCCUUCCCCAUCGCCCACGCCUUCAUCACCAUCGUCUCCAAUAUCCGAAUAUGGUUGCACAUUCCCGCCGUCAUGCAGCACAUCAUACCGUUCCGCACGUAUGUAAUACGGUACCUGUGCAAGCUGUCGGACCAGGAGCUGCGUCAGAGCGCGGCACGCAACAUGGCCGACCUGAUGUGGAGCACGGUGAAGGAGCCGCUGGACAGCGCGCUGUGCUUCGACAAGGAGAGUCUGGACCUGGCCUUCAAGUACUUCAUGUCCCCCACGCUCACCAUGAGGCUGGCCGGCCUCAGCCAAAUCACGAAUCAGCUCCACACCUUCAACGAUGUCUGUAAUAAUGAGUCUCUGGUGUCCGACACCGAAACGUCAAUAGCAAAGGAACUCGCUGACUGGCUAAUCAACAACAAUGUGGUGGAGCACAUAUUUGGACCAAAUUUGCACAUAGAGAUAAUUAAACAGUGCCAAGUGAUCCUGAACUUCCUUGCCGCAGAGGGCAGGCUCAGCACCCAGCAUGUGGACUGCAUCUGGGCCGCAGCUCAGCUGAAGCACUGUAGCCGUUACAUCCACGACCUGUUCCCCUCGCUCAUCAAGAACCUGGACCCGGUGCCGCUGCGCCACGUCCUCAACCUGGUGUCUGGCCUGCACCCCAGCGCACACACCGAACAGACCCUGUACCUGGCCUCCAUGCUGAUCAAGGCUCUGUGGAACAACGCCCUGUCCGCAAAGGCCCAGCUCUCCAAGCAGAGCUCCUUCGCCUCGCUGCUCAACACCAACGUCCCCAUGGGCAACAAGAAAGGCUCCCCAGCGGCCAGCCCGGACAGCAGUGACAACAGCGACACUCACCACAGCGGCGGUAGCGACAUGGAGAUGGACGAGCAGAUGAUGGGCGGCAGCAAGCGGGGCCAGCAGAGACUCUCUGACACGGAGGAGUCGAUGCAGGGCAGCUCGGACGAGACGGCCAACAGCAUGGAGGAGGGCAGCAGUGGGCCGGGCAGCAGCAGUGGCCACAGCGAGGGCUCCAGCAACGAGGCGGGCUCCAGCCGUGCCAGCCAGUCAGCGGGAAGCCCCGGCAGCGAGCUGCACUCUGAUGACAUGGCUGACAGCGAGGUCCUCAAGGAGGAAGAGGAGGAGGAAGAUGACGAAGAUGAUGAUGAAGAUGAGGACGACGAAGAGGAUGAAGAGGGGAACAACCGGGGUGUAGCGGCCGAGGGCAGUCCGCAGAAGCAGCCCCSGGACCAGCCGGAGGUCAGGAAGCGGAAAGCGGGCGAGGCGCUGGUGGAGGAGCAUGGCGACAGAACCGAAAGAGGGGCAGGAGACGGACCAAAACCCAAAUGUUUGCCCUUUAACCCCGAGGCAGCCGUCGGCAUGGUAACGGCUGCGGUAUCGAUGGAGGGCCGCAUGAGGAUGCUGGACGCCUGCUCGGCCCGGCCUGAGGGGCCCGAACAACAACAUUCAGAGAUGGGAGGCCCCUCAUCUCAAAUGGCCCCGGGCCCCCAGGAGCAGACCUGCCUGCCCUGCCCCGGGGACUUCCUGGGGGACGCCAUGGGCAACGAGCUGUUCAACUGCCGACACUUCAUCGGGCCUCACAACCACCAUCAUCACCACCACCAUGAAGGGCACAUGGUGGACGACAUGCUGAGCGCAGAUGACGUGUCCUGCAGCAGCUCCCAGAUCAGCGCCAAGUCGGAGAAGAACAUGGCCGAUUUUGACGGUGAGGAGUCUGGCUGUGAGGAGGAGCUGGUGCAGAUCAACUCGCACGCCGAGCUCAGCUCCCACUUGCAGCAACACCUGCCCAACCUGGCCUCUAUCUACCACGAGCACAUGGUGCAAGGCCCGCAGGUCCACAAGCACCAGUACUCUGGCAACGCCGUGACUGACAUCAACCUGGACAACGUGUGCAAGAAGGGCAACACGCUGCUCUGGGACCUGGUGCAGGAUGAGGACGCGAUCCACCUUUCGGAGGGCUUGAUCAACGAGGCGGAGAAGCUCCUGUGCUCUCUGGUGUGCUGGUUCACCGACCGUCAGAUCCGCAUGCGUUUCAUCGAGGGCUGCCUGGAGAACCUAGCCCACCACAGAUCUGUGGUCGUCUCCCUGCGCCUUCUUCCCAAACUUUUCGGCACUUUUCAGCAGUUCGGCUCCAGCUACGACACCCACUGGAUCACCAUGUGGGCGGAGAAGGAGCUGCACAUGAUGAAGCUGUUCUUUGAGAACCUGCUGCACUACAUCCAGGAAGUCCGAGAGCAGAGGCACAAGUUUGCCCUGUAUGGCCACAGUGCGGAGGUCCAAGUUCGCUUGCAGUUCCUGACCUGUGUCUUCUCCACACUGGGCUCCCCAGACCACUUCAGACUGAGUCUAGAGCAGGUGGACAUCCUGUGGCACUGCCUGGUGGAGGACGGAGAGUGUUACGACGACGCGCUGCACUGGUUCCUCAACCAGGUCCGCAGCAAAGACCAGCACGCCAUGGGCAUGGAGACCUACAAACACCUCUUCCUGGAAAAGAUGCCCCAGCUGAAGCCGGAGACCAUCAGCAUGACGGGCCUCAACCUCUUCCAGCAUCUCUGUAACCUGGCCCGUCUGGCCACCAGCGCCUACGACAGCGGCUCCAACUGCGAGCUGUGUGGCAUGGACCAGCUGUGGGGCAUCGCCCUCAGGGCCCAGUCCGCAGACAUCAGCCGCGCUGCCAUCCAGUACAUCAACUCCUACUACAUCAACGCUGGUAAGACGGGCCUGGAGAAGGAGCAGGAGUUCAUCAGUAAGUGCAUGGAGAGCCUGAUGAUGACCUCGGCCAACCUGGAGAAGGACGCCCACUCCAGCCUCACCGUCAUCGAGAGGGGCCUGCUCAUGCUCAAGACCCACCUGGAGGCCUUCCGACGCAGGUUUGCGUACCACCUGCGUCAGUGGCAGAUCGAGGGCACGGGCAUCAGCAGCCACCUAAAGGCGCUGAGCGACAAGCAGUCUCUGCCACUGAGGAUCGUGUGCCAGCCCGCCGGCCUGCCCGACAAGAUGACCAUCGAGAUGUACCCCAGUGACCAGGUGGCAGACCUGCGGGCCGAGGUGACCCACUGGUACGAGAACCUGCAGAAGGAGCAGAUGAACCAGCAGGCCCAGCUGCAGGAGUUUGGGCAGAGCAGCCGCCAGGUGGACUUCCCAGGUGGUUUGAUGGGCCCGGUCAGAAUGAUCUCCUCUGGCCAUGAGCUCACCACGGACUACGAUGAGAAGACCCUGCAUGAGCUGGGCUUCAAAGACAUGCAGAUGGUGUUUGUCUCGCUGGGCGCCCCACGGCGGGAGCGUAAGGGCGAGGGGGUGCAGCUCCCAGCCUCGUGUCUCCCCCCGCCCCAGAAGGAGCACAUCCCCAUGCUACUGCUGCUCCAGGAGCCCCACCUCACCACCCUGUUUGACCUGCUGGAGAUGCUGGCCUGCUUCAAGCCCCCCAGUGCCCUGGGAGACAGCCCCGAGAACCUACGAUGUGAGGAGCUGCAUCUCCAUGCUGAAAACCUGUCGAGGCGCGUCUGGGAGCUGCUCAUGCUGCUGCCCACCUGCCCCAACAUGCUGCUGGCCUUCCAGAACAUCGCCGAUGACACGGGAGGCGAGGGUCUGUGCUGGAAGGACCUGCUGAGGAUCAAGAGCCCCCACAAGCUACUGUACGCCCUGGAGAUCAUCGAGGCCCUGGGCAAGCCCAACCGACGCAUCCACCGGGAGUCCACGGGGAGCUACAGUGACCUGUACCCAGACUCUGACGACUCCAGCGAGGACCAGAUAGAGAACAGUAAGAACUCCUGGAGCUGCAAGUUUGUGUCGUCUGGAGGACUUCAGUUGCUGUUGGAGAUCUUCAACUCUGCCAUUCUGGAGCCCAAGGACCAGGAGUCUUGGACAGUGUGGUUGUUGGACUGCCUGGCUUGCCUGCUUAAGCUCAUCUGCCAGUUUGCGGUGGACCCGGCCGACCUUGACCUAGCCUACCACGACGUCUUCUCCUGGUCGGGCCUCACCGACAGCCAGCGCAAAAGGGCCUGGCCUGGCAAGUCCCGCAAGUCCGCCGGCGACCACGGCAAGGGCCUGCACAUCCCCCGCCUCACAGAGGUUUUCCUGGGCCUUGUCCAAGGCACCAACCUGAUCCAGCGCUUGAUCAACGUGGCCUACACGUACGACAACCUAGCACACAGAGUUUUGAAGGCCCAAUCGGAUCACCGGUCCCGCCAUGAAGUGACCCACUACUCCAUGUGGCUGCUGGUGAGCUGGGCCCACUGCUGCUCCACGGUCAAGUCCGGUCUGGCCGACAGCGACCACCUCCACGACUGGCUCAAGAAGCUCACCCUGCUGGUGCCGGAGACGGCGGUGCGUCACGAGGCGUGUAACGGCCUGUACAAGCUGUCCCUGUCGGGUCUGGAGGGAGGAGAGUCCAUCAACAGGUCCUUCCUGCUGCUGGCCGCCUCCACGCUGCUCAAGUUCCUCCCCGACGCACAGGCCCUCAAACCACUGCGGGUGGAGGACUAUGAAGAGGAGCCCGUGCUGAGGACGGGCUGUAAGGAGUACUUCUGGCUGCUGUGCAAGCUCAUCGACAACAUCCACGUCAAAGACGCCAGCCAAACCACUCUGUUGGACCUGGAUGCUUUAGCCAGACACCUGGCCGACUGCAUACGGAGCCGUGAGAUCCUGGACCAGCAGGACGGCGCCAUCGAGGACGACGGCCUCACGGGCCUCCUGCGCCUCGCCACCAGCGUCCUCAAACACAAGCCCCCCUUCAAGUUCUCCCGAGAGGGCCAGGAGUUCCUGCGCGACGUCCACAACCUGCUCUUCCUCCUUCCCAGCCUGGCCGACCGCGCCCAGCCCAAGUGCAAGUCGCAUGCRGCCCGCGCCGCCGCCUACGACCUCCUGGUGGAGACGGUGAAGGGCUCGGUGGAGAACUACAGRCUGCUUCACAACUGGGUCAUGUCCCAGCACAUGCAGACCUCUCACGCCCCGUACAAGUGGGACUACUGGCCCCACGAUGACGUGCGUGCCGAGUGUCGCUUCGUAGGCCUCACUAACCUGGGGGCCACCUGCUACCUGGCCUCCACUAUCCAACAGCUCUACAUGAUCCCUGAGGCACGCCAGGCCGUCUUCACUGCGAAGUACGCAGAGGAGAUUAAGCACAAGACCACCUUACUGGAGCUCCAGAAGAUGUUCACCUAUCUCAUGGAGAGCGAGAGGAAGGCGUACAACCCCCGGCCGUUCUGUAAGACCUACACCAUGGACAAGCAGCCCCUGAACACGGGCGAGCAGAAGGACAUGACCGAGUUCUUCACCGACCUCAUCACCAAGAUAGAGGAGAUGUCCCAGGACCUGAAGAACACAGUGAAGACGCUCUUUGGAGGGGUCAUCACCAACAAUGUGGUCUCGCUGGACUGUGACCACGUGAGUCAGACAGCCGAAGAGUUCUACACCGUCCGGUGCCAGGUGGCCGACAUGAAGAACAUCUACGAAUCUCUGGACGAGGUGACCAUCAAGGACACUCUGGAGGGGGACAACAUGUACACCUGCUCCCAGUGUGGCAAGAAAGUACGCGCCGAGAAGAGGGCCUGCUUCAAGAAGCUGCCUCGCAUCCUGAGCUUCAACACCAUGCGCUACACCUUCAACAUGGUCACCAUGAUGAAGGAGAAGGUCAACACGCACUUCUCCUUCCCCCUGCGCCUCGACAUGACCCCCUACACUGAGGACUUCCUCAUGGCCAAGGGCGACAGGAAAGAGGGUUUCCGGGAGGAGGGUGAGGCUAAGGUGGCGGAGAGCUACGAGUACGACCUCAUCGGCGUCACGGUUCACACGGGCACGGCCGACGGCGGCCAUUACUACAGUUUCAUCCGGGACAUCGUCAACCCGCACGCCUACAAGAAUAACAAAUGGUACCUAUUCAACGAUGCCGAGGUGAAGCCCUUUGAUUCAGCCCAGCUAGCCUCCGAGUGCUUCGGUGGAGAGAUGACGACAAAAACGUACGAUUCUGUCACCGACAAGUUCAUGGACUUCUCCUUUGAGAAGACCCACAGCGCCUACAUGCUUUUCUACAAGAGAGUGGAGCUAGAGGAGGAAAAUGGCAAGGACUUCAACUUCGACGUUUCUCCAGAUCUACUCGAGUGGAUUUGGCAAGACAACAUGCAGUUUCUCCAGGACAAGAACAUAUUCGAGCACACAUACUUUGGGUUCAUGUGGCAGCUUUGCAGCAGCAUCCCUAGCACUUUACCAGACCCCAAAGCCAUCUCCCUCAUGACUGCCAAGCUUAGCACGUCGUUUGUCCUGGAGACGUUCAUUCACUCCAAGGAAAAGCCCACCAUGYUGCAGUGGAUCGAGCUACUGACCAAACAAUUCAACAACAGCCAGGCGGCCUGCGAGUGGUUUUUGGACCGCAUGGCUGAUGAUAACUGGUGGCCCAUGCAGAUCCUCAUCAAGUGCCCCAAUCAGAUUGUUCGACAGAUGUUUCAGAGGCUGUGUAUCCACGUCAUCCAGAGGCUACGGCCAGUCCACGCCCACCUCUACCUACAACCUGGCAUGGAGGACGGGUCUGACGACAUGGACGGGCCGGUGGAGGACAUUGGCAGCCGCUCGUGCGUGACGCGCUUCGUCAAGACGCUGCUGUCCAUCAUGGAGCACGGCGUCAAGCCCCACAGCAAACACCUGACUGAGUACUUCGCCUUCCUCUACGAGUUCGCCAAGAUGGGAGAGGAGGAGAGUCAGUUCCUUCUGUCCCUACAAGCCAUUUCCAUCAUGGUGCACUUCUACAUGGGCACGAAGGGGCCUGAGAACCCCCAGGUGGAGGUGCUGUCUGAGGAGGAGGGAGAAGAGGAGGAUGAGGAGGAGGACAUCUUAUCCCUGGCGGAAGAGAAGUACCGCCCUGCCGCCUUGGAGAAGAUGAUAGCUCUCAUCGCCCUGCUGGUGGAACAGUCCCGCUCUGAGAGACACCUGACUCUGUCCCAGAGUGACAUGGCAGCCCUGACCGGGGGGAAAGGCUUCCCCUUCCUCUUCCAGCACAUCCGAGACGGCAUCAACAUCAGGCAGACCUGCAACCUCAUCUUCAGCCUGUGUCGCUACAACAACCGCCUGGCCGAGCACUCCACAUCCCCACGCGGGACCUGCCCCUGUCCCCCGACACCACCGUGGUGCUCCACCAGGUGUACAACCUGCUUCUGGGCCUGCUGGGUCGGGCCAAGCUCUACGUGGAUGCGGCGGUGCAUGGGACCACCAAGCUGGUGCAGUACUUCAGCUUCAUGACCUACUGCCUCAUCUCCAAGACGGAGAAGCUCAUGUUCUCCGGUUACUUCAUGGACCUGUGGAACCUCUUCCAGCCCAAGCUGUCUGAACCAGCCAUCGCCACUAACCACAACAAGCAGGCCCUGCUCUCCUUCUGGUACAACGUGUGUAUGGAGUGUCCCGAGAACGUCCGUCUGGUCGUCCAGAACCCCGUGGUCACUAAGAACAUCGCCUUCAACUACAUCCUGGCUGACCACGAUGACCAGGAGGUGGUGCUGUUCAACCGGGGAAUGCUGCCUGCGUACUACGGCAUCCUGAGGAUGUGCUGCGAGCAGUCGCCCGCCUUCACCCGCCAGCUGGCCUCGCACCAGAACAUCCAGUGGGCCUUCAAGAACCUCACGCCGCACGCCAGCCAGUACCCAGGGGCGGUGGAGGAGCUGUUCAACCUGAUGCAGCUGUUUGUGGCCCAGCGGUCGGACAUGAGGGAGGAGGAGCUGGAGGACGUCAAGCAGUUUAAGAAGACCACCAUCAGCUGCUACCUCCGCUGCUUGGACGGACGCUCCUGCUGGACCACACUCAUCAGUGCCUUCCGUGUGUUGUUGGAGAACGAUGAGGACAGACUACUGGUGGUCUUCAACAGAGGACUCAUCCUCAUGACAGAGUCGUUCAACACCCUGCACAUGAUGUACCACGAGGCCACAGCGUGUCAUGUGACGGGGGACCUGGUGGAACUGCUGUCUAUCUUCCUGUCGGUCCUCAAGGCCACGCGGCCCUAUCUGCAGCGCAAAGACGUGAAGCAGGCUCUUAUCCAGUGGCAGGAGAGGAUCGACUUUGCCCACAAGCUGCUCACCCUCCUCAACUCCUACAGCCCUCCGGAGCUCCGCAACGCCUGCCUGGAUGUUCUGAAGGAGCUGGUCCUGUUGAGUCCCCAUGACUUCCUGCACACUCUGGUGCCCUUCCUGCAGCACAACCACUGCACCUACCACCACAGCAACAUCCCCAUGUCCUUUGGGCCUUACCUGCCCUGCAGAGAGAACAUCAAGCUGAUGGGAGGCAAGAACAACGUCCGGCCCCCCAGACCUGAACUCAACAUGUGCCUCCUGCCUUCCAUGGUGGAGACCAGCAAGGGUAAAGAUGAGGUGUAUGACCGGAUGCUCCUCGACUACUUUCUCUCCUACCACCAGUUCAUCCACCUGCUGUGUCGAGUCGCCAUCAACUGCGAGAAGUUCACCGAGACCCUUGUCAAACUAAGUGUCCUGAUAGCGUACGAGGGCUUGCCUCUGCACUUGGCCCUCUUCCCCAAGCUGUGGACGGAGCUUUGCCAGUCUCAGUCGGCCCUGGCUAAGACGUGUGUGAAGCUUCUGUGCGAGGACCCGGCGUUCGGCGAGUACAUCAAGUGYAUCCUGAUGGACGAGAGAACCUUCCUCAACAACAACAUGGCCUACUCCUUCCUCACCUGCUUCCUGCACAAGGUCCAGAGCCAGGUGCUGUCAGGCCCCAGCUGCGCCAACCUGAUCAGUYUGCUGGUGACCAACCUGCUGAACGAGUACCACAGCCUACAGCCCGAGCUGGCCUCGCACCGCCUGGAGCUGAGCAAGACCAGCGGCCUCCUCAACGCUGACCUGCGAGCGUUGGCGUUGAUGUUUUCCAUACACACCCCCCAGGCGUUGGACCCGGCUCUGGGUCCGGCCCUGCAGGAGUUGCUGUCCAAGUGUAGCGCCUGUGUGCAGCAACGCAGCGCGCUCGAACAGGAGGCCAAGGACCGCAAGGCCAAAGCGGAGGAGGAGGGCGCCACCCCAGUGAAGCGCCGGCGGAUGAGUAGCGACGACGGCCCCGGGGAAGGAACCAGCGCCGGCACCAGCACCGGGGGUGUGACCGUAUCCGGACCCACCUGUGCUGCCUCCACCUCCUCCUCCCUCCCCCCAUGUGUCGAGCUGAAGCCGGAGCACCAGGAGGCACUGACUCCCACCAGCACCUCGGACACRGAGACGCGGGACUCCUCGUCCCUCAUCGACCCGGGAACCGAGCACGACCCGCCCUCACCGGAUCCUACCGCUGCCACCAGUUGCAGCCAACCCCCUGGGGACGCCUCCCCCAAGGAGGAGAAGAUGGAGGCUUCCUCUUCCUCCUCUUCCUCAUCAUCAUCCUCUUCCUCCCUCCCGGAGACGGGAGAGUUGUCGUACGGCGGCAGCGGACAGGGAGGGAAGGAGCCGCAGUCGUCUCAGACUCAGCAGGCAGCCAUGGCAGGAGCGGAGGAGGAAGAGAGGAGGGAAGCAACGGCGGCAAUGGAUGAGACUUGCGGAGGCUCGGCCGCCCUGGCCUCGGAGGACCUGGCCUUYCCAUCUGCCCUGGGGCUGGCAGGAGAGGGGCCAGAGGUCCCAGGGUGCAGUAGCCACGCCCCCUCGCAGGCUCUGACGAACUCUGCCCCGCCUCCGGACACCCUGGAAAUGCUCUACAGGACAGUGGAGGCCACUAUCGCCGUGGUUACAAAACUAUUUGGGAAAGGGCCGUGCUCCGCCUCCUCGUGACAUCCCCAUUAUUGCUCUCAGCGCCAUGAGCCCUUUUUAAAAAUAUUUUUUGUCUGUUAUUUUUUUUCUCUAAAUGAAUUAUGCUCUUUCGUUUAACACUUUUCUUUCCCUGUUUUCAUCCUUUCGUUUGUUGUUUCCCUUUUCUGUGURUGUUGCGUUGGCCUCUGCUGACGUGCUUCUAUCAGUUCUUGUGCUCCGGUAUGUCACGCGAUCACUCCUCCCCAGCUUCAAUGGCAGAAGAAGGCUCCAGACAGCAUGCUCCCAAAUGACUAUAAACAUGCACAGCCGCCAAUCCAUUGGACGAAAGAGAUCAAUGGAUCGGCAAAAAUAAUACUUUUUUUUUUUUAACCUAUUUCAGAGUUCUUUUUGAAGUGACUUAUUUGUUUGAGGUUGCUGUAACGGGGAAAGGUUUACAGGAAUUUUAGUCUCUUCUGUAUGCAAUUUAAUUUUAUUGCAUUUUUACUCUGUAUAAAAUGGUGUCCUCUGUGCCAGUUUUGUACUUUAUGAAAGAGGCAAAAGUUGCCUUGCUUUUUUUCUGUGGUUAAUAUCCAAACUAAGUUUACCUGUACAUUAAAAAAGAACCACAAGAAACUUGAUUCUGUAAAGAAUCUUCUCUAGUUGUUGCCUGGCGGUGUAUAUGAAAACUAUAUAUACAUAUAUAUAUAUAUUUAUAUAUAUUUAUAUAUAUAUAUAUAUAUAUAUAUAUAAUGGUGCUUUAUUUGACACGAUAUCUGUGGGUGAAAUAAAGCAGACUUGGUGUAACAGUUGGAGCUUUAUUUUAUUUACUGAAAAUACAUUCCAUAAUCUAUUGUCAUUCUUGCUUCUUCUGGUUGUUUUGUUUCUUUUUUUAUUUAUUUCAAUAUAGGAUAAAUUAAUAAAAAUUGUAAUAUGAAUAAUUAUGAACUGAAAACCACAAUGAGCUAUGAUCAUUUUUUUCCUAUAGCGUCCUCGCACAUCCUGGAUUAAAUCUGAUUGAUUUAG
This is a messenger RNA of Salvelinus sp. IW2-2015, 11900 nucleotides long. The record is from RefSeq and is a predicted model, not a curated record. Lineage: Eukaryota; Metazoa; Chordata; Actinopteri; Salmoniformes; Salmonidae.